AGAGGCCCUAUAAAAGGUUGCUUUCGUUGGGCUUAGCUUGUAGUUCGACAUUCAACUUAGAAUCGUCCUAAAGCUGAAGUUUAGCCACAAAAUGAAUCCCACACUUUAUCUUAGCUGCCUGGUGGUCCUGUUCGAGACCCUCGUGUGGACAGCCCGUGCCGAAGGGGAUUUUGACUCUCAAAGGGCGCGUGUGAUUGAAAUCUAUGGAAAUCCGGCUACAGAUCAAGCCACCAGGGAGAGGAAUGUCGAGCUCCUCGCAAACUUUUUCGACAAGUACACCGAUCAAAUCUUGCUUCCACCUGAACUGCGAAACCGUGUUAAUGAUGCUGUGACCAAAUAUAAGGAGGAAAAAGCCAAGCAAUCUUUGGUGGAAGGUACUCCAGCUCAAGGUGGUGUGCUUUUAACACUUCUAGCAGGAUUACUUAUACAAGUCGGGAUCGAAGCUGCCUAUCAAGGAAUCAAAAAGGCAGUCUCUUAAUUGCCUUUCAGCAAACAUAAUAAUUUUGUUAAUGACUGUGGUCGUAAAUAAUAAUAAUAAUAAAAUUAUGAACAUCCUUUAAA
Molecule: messenger RNA, 561 nt
Organism: Drosophila kikkawai
Lineage: Eukaryota; Metazoa; Arthropoda; Insecta; Diptera; Drosophilidae
Product: protein Turandot M-like
Biological process (GO): immune system process
Source: RefSeq, a predicted model, not a curated record